This is a messenger RNA of Hevea brasiliensis (rubber tree), 2187 nucleotides long. Its product is annotated as protein NETWORKED 4B-like. Lineage: Eukaryota; Viridiplantae; Streptophyta; Magnoliopsida; Malpighiales; Euphorbiaceae. The transcript has a single exon. Gene Ontology annotation, cellular component: vacuolar membrane. Gene Ontology annotation, molecular function: actin binding. The coding region runs from base 84 to 1910 and encodes 608 amino acids. The record is from RefSeq and is a predicted model, not a curated record.
UGCUGGGAGAGGAGCAACUGUUCUUAAGUUUUCUUUUUUACAUUACAAAAAACUUUGAUGCUGUGAUAAUUUUGAUUUCGAAAAUGAUAAACAAGAAAAUUACAAAACGUUCCUUGACAACAGAAAUGGACAAGAACGUCAGGCGGAUGUUAAAGCUAAUUGAAGAGGAUGGAGAUUCAUUUGCAAAAAAGGCUGAAAUGUAUUAUCAAAAGAGGCCAGAAUUGAUUUCUCUUGUUGAAGAGUUCUACCGCAUGUACCGGUCUCUAGCUGAACGUUAUGAUCAUGUGACAGGGGAAUUGAGGAAGAACAUUCCAUCAGAUCUGCAAUCCCAGAGCUCAAACAUUUCUGAGGUUGUUUCUGAACCAUCCUCAAUUUGGCCGUCUCCUGUACUUGAACAGAGACUGCCAAAUCGUAAAUCUGGGCCUCGAGCUGCUGGUUUUGAAUUCUUUCUUGGUUCUGGUGGAAGUAGCUCUGAUCUUCAGAAAGAAGGAGAUGAAUCAUCUACACUAACGGAUUCUGAGUCAGAAUCUGAUGACUCCUCUGUAAACAAUUACUCAGGUCUAUUAGGGAAUGGUGGGGAUCAUGCACAGAACAAGAAGAUAAUUGAAUUAGAGAUUAAGCUACGAGAAAUGAAAGAGAAACUCUUGAUGCAGCAGGAGGAGAAUGGAGAUGGCUCAUUUAGCGAGGUGAGAAAUGAGAAUUCUGAGGGUCUGCUUGCUAGGAUUGCAGGAUACGAGCAACAGCUGAAGAUUGCUAAUCAGAGAAUACUGCUUUCUGAAGAAGAGGUGGCCAGAUUAAAAAUUGACCUCCAGAAGUACAAAUCUCUGGAGUCAACCAAUUGUUUACAGCCUGAGUUCGCAUUAUCAACAGAAGAAAAUGUUAAUACUAGAGAGGCUGAGCUGGUACCUGAGAUGACCGAGGAAUCACAGCUUCAAGAAAAUAUUGACAGACUUGAAGCUGAAAAAAAUAUUGACAGACUUGAAGCUAAUACUGAGGAAUCUGAUAGCACGAUUAAGGCACUAGCAGAUGAACUCAAAAUCACAAAACAGAAGCUACAAUAUGCAGAGAAUGAAAUUGUUAGUUUGAAACAUCAGCUUGAGAGUGAUAGACCCUCUGAAAAUGUCAUCAAUUUGCAGGGUCAGCUUACAUCUGCUCAUAAAGACAUCAAUGCAUGGAAAGCCCAGUUUAAUGCAGAAAGAAACGAGGUCACCAAACUGCAGCAAAGAAUUUCAUGGUUGAAAAGUAGUUUAUCAGACAGGGAUCAUGAGAUCAGAGACUUACAAAUAGCAGUAUCUGAUGCUGAGCAGAAUAUCUUUCCGGAAAAAGCACAGAUAAAGGCUGAAAUAUCUAGAUUGUUGGAGGAACGAAAAUGCUUGGAGGAGAAGCUAAGAGAAUGGGAGUCACGUAGCCGUUCCCUUGAGGAUGAAAUUAGAAGGUUAGAGACAGAAAAGUUAGAAACAGAGGAAAGACUCAACUCUGAAAUCAAUCAGUUAAAGGAAGAAAUUCAUGAACGAGAUGGUCACGUAGAAAAUUUGAAUAAAACCCUUGAUUCUUUGAAGUUAGAGAGAGAUAACCUUAUCGUGCAAGUUACUACACUCAAAGCAGAUGUAAUCUCUAGAGAAGAUCGGAUUGAUCAAAUGGAUAAGCAUUUACAGCAAUUACAUAUGGAGCAUGUGAAGCUGAUUACCAGUGCUGAAGGGGCACGUCAAUUGGCAGUUGAAUUGAGAUCAAAAGUUAAGGAUCUGGAAGAAGAAGUUGAAAGGCAAAGAGUUGUGAUCGUAGAAGGAGCAGAAGAGAAAAGGGAAGCUAUCAGACAAUUGUGUUUCUCACUUGAACACUACAGAAAUGGGUAUCAUAGGCUUAGGCAGGCUUUUGUUGGGCACAAGAGGGUUCCAGUUUUGGCAGCAUAAGUUGGUGUGUGAUAUUGUAUGCUUGUUCUGGUGUGUUUGGGCUGAAUAUGCCCUGUUUUACUAGUACUGUUGGGAGGAUAAAGUUUGUCUUGUGAUAGUAGUUUUGUGUAUGAAAGAUAUGAAAGUAAAUUCUAUCUCGGGUAUCAUUUGGGCAAAGUGGAAUGCGCCCUAGCACUAAUAGGCUUGUAAAAAGUCCGGGAAUCCUCAUUUAAAUUGAUAUUUGAGGCUUCUUUUCCCUUUCCUGUCCUCGUUUUAGUGAGCUUCAUUUCAAGUUGCA